AUGUCCUCUACACCAGAGCCACAGGAGCCAACACCUCUGACAGACCCGCAUGGUUACUUUGCGCUGUUCAAGUUCAACCUCCGCCUGCCGCGGUGUCCGCGUACGGGGUUGAGCGUGAGCUAUGCCGAUAUCGGCGACCCAAACGGCGUGCCCGUCCUCUUCGUACCCCCAUCCGGUUGCACGCGCUGGUUUGGAGCUCCUCAAGACCCCUUGGCUGCUGGGUAUGGCCUGCGUCUGAUUAUUGUGGACAGACCAGGCGUGGGGGCGGUGCCCAUGGUGCCGCUCGCUGAUCGGAUAGAGGUAUCGUGCAAGAUCAUCGUGUCUGUGCUCGAACACCUCAAUGUCAAGCCAGCGCACAUGAUAGCCACCAGCGCUGGUGUCUACUGCGCACUACGCCUCCUCUCCACGUACCCCUCGGCCUUCCUCACUGGUCUCUCGCCCCCUCCAGCGGUCUACUUGAUAUCCCCUUGGUCCCCACCUUUACCGGCUACAGACCCUCUGGCAUAUCGGCAACCGCUGGACUGGAUUCCCGACGCGUUAAUCUCCACCCAGGACAAGACGCUGCCCUACGUCAUCCCCGCACUCAAGAAUGCAGAAGAGGCGUAUGGGACAGCCUCCAAGGCUGUCGGGGAGGCGAUGGGCGCUGUAAAGUCUUGGUGGGGCGGGUUGGUCAAUGUCAGCGUUGGUGCCGGUAUCACGGAUCAACAACAACCAACACAACCGACACGGGCCGACGAUAAUACCCAGAAUGGUGCAGAUCUCGACGGCGUCGACCACUCGUCCAACAACACUACGGCCCGUAGCGAACAUGCGGGCCGCGAGACGAUCCCCAUGCCAGAGGGCGAUGCGAUCAAUGCGGAGGCGGGCACCGAUACGGACAACAAGCCUCGUACGCGGCUGUGGGCGCCCAGCGCCAAAUACCUCACAAUGGACUAUCUCUACGCCGAGGACUUUCGCGGAAUCGGGCAGGAGCACAUGCUCUGCCUCAACCAAUGGCUAAGCAAGGCCCUCGCUACGCACCCUCGUGAGAUCCAGUUUGCUGCGCAUUUUGUGGAAGAUGGCGACCACUCAGACCUCAUGCUUCGUGCCCAGGGCAUUGGUGAGGUCUACACCGCCAUUAUGGUGCAGGGCGACAGUACAGAGCGUACCAAGGCUGCUGGUACUGAAGAACCGUCCGCCAGUGAGGCGCUUGACGCCUUAGCUGCAAGCUUGUCCAUCAAUGAGGACGACGGGCAGUAG
This is a messenger RNA of Apiotrichum porosum, 1239 nucleotides long. RefSeq lists its product as uncharacterized. The coding region runs from base 1 to 1239 and encodes 412 amino acids. The record is from RefSeq and is a predicted model, not a curated record. NCBI's taxonomy places the organism in Eukaryota, Fungi, Basidiomycota, Tremellomycetes, Trichosporonales, Trichosporonaceae. The transcript has 5 exons.